Messenger RNA from Phlebotomus papatasi, 2464 nucleotides. RefSeq names its product venom dipeptidyl peptidase 4. Lineage: Eukaryota; Metazoa; Arthropoda; Insecta; Diptera; Psychodidae. Gene Ontology annotation, molecular function: serine-type peptidase activity; dipeptidyl-peptidase activity. Bases 26 to 2275 code for a protein of 749 amino acids. Gene Ontology annotation, biological process: proteolysis. The record is from RefSeq and is a predicted model, not a curated record. The transcript has 11 exons.
UCGUUCAGUGUUAAUCGUUUUAAAAAUGAAAUUAGAUUUAUUCUAUUUUAUUCUUGUGGCAAUAUUUCUAAAUUUAUGUGCUGCAAUUCCCGUAAAAAAUCCCCGACAGACAGAACAGAGACCGUUAACAUUUGCAGAUGUGAUUCCUGGAUCAAGAUUUCCACAGAGGGGAUUCAAUGGAACAUGGAUGACAGGCUCUGAAUUUCUCUAUCGAAAUAGCCAAGGUGAUUAUAAUAUUUACAAUGUGGAAGAAGAUAGUCAUCGCUUGUUCCUCUCACAAGAUGCCCUGUCAGAUUGGAGAGGUUCAAGUUUUACAUUUUCCCGUGACUACACAAAAAUUCUUGUACGCUACAGCGUAAGAUCGAUUUUCAGACAUUCAAUUGUGGCCAAAUAUGCUGUAUACGAUAUUGCCACAAGCACAUCAACCAAUGUGUCGAAUGCAGAUGAGUUGAAUGUUUGCGUUUGGUCUCCUGUGGAUUCAAAUACCCUGGCCUUUGUCAAGGACAACGAUGUGUACUUGAAGAAAUUGGACGGAGAAGAAACUCGAUUGACAAACGAUGGAAUUCCUGGGGUCAUUUACAAUGGUGUACCGGAUUGGGUAUAUGAGGAGGAAGUAUUGGGCAGUGGAGCUGCUUUGUGGUUCUCAUCGAAUGGCGGAAAAAUUGCCAUUGCCAGUUUCAAUGAUACUGAAGUCAAUGAAUUCAUGUAUUUCAUGUACAGACAACCGGGAAAUCUCGCAAAUCAGUACUUUGACGAGAUUAAAUUGCGCUACCCAAAGGCCGGUGCUACAAACCCACAUGUUGUGCUGAGGGUACUUGAUGUGAGUGUAGCUGGUGGGGUUUGGAGAGAUGUACCCACACCCGAGAACAUCGUAACAACUGAUCACAUUCUGGGCACUGUGUCGUGGUUCGAUGACAAUCGCAUUUUGGCACUGUGGCUAAAUCGUCGUCAGAAUAUUGCCACACUUCAGUCAUGCACAAUUGGCUCUGAUAUCGUCUGCACAGAAAUUAUACAUUUUUCCGAACCAAAUGGUUGGGUGAGCAUCAAUGCACCCAGAUGUUACACCAAUGCAAAUAUUUGUCUCAUGAUUGCCAAUGCUGAUGGAUGGUAUAAAGUAUUGAAAUAUGAUUUUGUUCUACAACAAACCUCAACUAUUACUCCUAGUCAAUUUACUGUGUCCAGUAUCUAUGGAUACGACGAGGUCAAUAACAAUCUCUACUACACUGCUGUUCCCGGAAGCAAUCCUCAGCAGAGACAUGUCUUCCGUGACAAUACUUGUCUCACGUGUUCAUCAAAAAGCCCCGAAGGUGUUGACUGCUCCUAUGCCAGUGGUAGCUUCAGUCGGGACUUCUCCCAUUACGCUCUAACAUGCUCCGGUCCAACCCCAUCAUACACGCAUUUGACCAAAACAUCGGAUAACAGCAAAAUAAUCGCAUGGGAAGAGAAUCUGUCGACACGUCAAAGUUUAACAGCUAUAGCUCUGCCCCAAAUCCGAUAUCUCAAAGUUCCCGUUGCUGAUGGUUAUGAAGCAUCUGUGCGUCUUCGACUUCCGGCCGAAUUGAACUUUCCUUCUGGAAAUGGCCAAAAAUACCCUAUGAUAGUCUAUGUCUAUGGUGGACCAAAUUCAGCACGUGUUACAGAUUCUUUUGGUGUUGGCUUUGGUGAUUUCCUGGUUAGUGGACACCAUGUGAUUGAGGCACAAAUUGAUGGACGCGGAACGGCCAAUCAAGGCACCGACAUGCUAUUCACCCUUAACAAUCAUUUGGGCACAGUUGAGAUUAUCGAUCAGAUAGCCGUGACCAAAUAUCUUCAAGACAAUUUCAACUUUAUUGAUGCCGAUCGAACAGGAAUCUGGGGAUGGAGCUAUGGAGGCUAUGCAACAGCUAUGGCAUUGGCCAAAGAUACUCAAAGGGUUUUCCAAUGUGGAAUUUCUGUAGCACCGGUUAUUUCUUGGAUUUACUACGAUUCUAUCUACACAGAGAGAUAUAUGGGUCUCCCUAAUGUCACUUACAAUGAUGCAGGAUACAAUGCUAGUGAUAUUACACGAAAUAUCGAAGAAUUCAAACAUCACGAUUUCCUCCUAAUUCACGGCAAUGCCGAUGAUAAUGUACACUUUCAGAAUUCCAUGAUGCUCAGUCGAGCACUGCAGAGGGCCAACAUUUACUUCGAACAGAUGAGUUAUCCGGACGAGGCGCACGGAUUGAACGGUGUUUCGAGGCAUUUGUACCACUUGAUGGAGUCAUUUUGGAUGCAAUGUCUCAGUAUUGAGGAGUAAUAGUCAACAACAACUGUAAAUCUUUCCAUGAAGACAGCUCUAAAUCACCGAGAACACGCUAAUGCUAUAUAAAUCUUCUAAUUGGAAAUUAUGAUUCAUCCGUGAGUUCGUGAACUUGGGAAGAUCAUCAUCAUCUUCCUCCAUCGAUGUAACACUUUGUCACUAGCAAAUAAAUAAUUUUGCUAAAUA